UGAUUAUCAAUAAGAUUAAAUGGGUUAAUAGACUUAAAAGUAACAUAAAAAUACAAAUAAUCAAAUAUGAGCAUUCCGGCCAAAGGGCCGGGUUAUAAGCUAGCUGUGAAAGAUAUUGGUAUUAUUUUCUCAUAAUUAAUUUGUGAAUGGAAAAAAUAUAUAUAUUUUGAUGUGAACUCAAUUCUUCCGCAAAUACAAUCAUUCUCUGCAUCAACGUGUUGCACCAAAUUAGGCAUAUUGAAUUCAUCAAUUAUAGAAUCGAGUAUCCCUAGCAAGCAAAAUGAGUUCUUCAGCUAACGAACUAAUGCAAAGCCAACCAACAAAGAGACAAGGAGAAAUCAUUUUCCCGCCAUUAGCUAAAAUCAACACUCGAGACAGAAUCUAGGAAAUCACUUAGACUCAAUAGAGACCAUAGUUUAAUAGCUAGUGGCAUCUAUGGAACAAGUAUUCAACACUCUCUCGAUGCUCCAACACACUGGAAUAAGACAACUCAUUAUUUUUUAGACACCAAAUGGCCUGAAAAUAUCAUUCAAUAAGAUAGCUCGUUCAUUUUGUAGAUACCAUUGAGUGGAUAGCAAGUAAGGAGAAUGUUGUACAUAUAUAGUACCUAUGUCAGCAGUAACCUCCAGUGGAGGAGAAUUAUCACCAUGUCAUGUAUUGACCAUUUCCACAAUUUUAUAUUUCGAGUGAAGCCAACAUCUAUUGAUAUAUAUUUCAUGGUUGGUACGUAAUGGUAUACCAGGUGGAUUCACCAUGUCAAGGUUAUUAACUUCAUUAUAUCGAAGGCUCUUACAAAUCCCAAAUAAUUCUUAUAUAUAUAGAAAUUAGUAGAGCAACUUGUUUUUUUUUAUAAAAAUUCUAGUGGGUGUGACAUUUGCCCACUCGGGAGCCCAAAGGCCAAAGCAGGCCAGCAGCAACAAGUUGGUCAAAAGAAAAACGUAGGUGGUAAAUGAAAAAAAAAAAAAAAAAAGGAGUUUGCUUGCAAAUAUGGACAGCAUACUACUGCCACAGGAGGAGAAGAUAAGAAGGAAUGGAGGGGGGAGAAGCUAGAAAGACGAAAAAUGGAACAAGUGAAUGAACAAACAAAGGAUGAUGAUGAUGGUGAUAUGCAUCAUUUAUCGAGAAUAGAUAGAGACUGGAAUGAUUAGGCGAAAGGGAGUAUAGAAUAGACAUAUACGGGAUAUGUGAUGUCAAUUCAUUCAUAUUAAACUUGUUAUUUGUGAGAAAUUAGAGGGGGAAAAAUACUUUAUAUGAUAUAUAAAAAAAGGAGAGGCGACAGAUUCCGUAACUGCAUUUUAGUUCAGAAUGAAAUUUUGCACUUCAUCAAAGUUUCAUUAGGUGAAAAUAUGAUUUUGGACAAAUUAGAAGAUAAAAAAAAUACGAGCACAUUACGAGACAGAGGGGCCACUCUCAUGGGCUUAUCCGUUCGUAAUCGUAUUGAUGUGUUUGAUGAGCCUUUUUCUUGAGCUUUUGGCUUGUGGCUUUCUCUUUGUUUGUUUUGCAGGUAUAUGGUUUCAGAAUGUCUUCUUUUCUGGGCUUUUGGUGUAAUGGGCUAAUUCAAUUCACCAUAUGUGUCCCUGGCAGAUCCUAACUAGUAGCAGGGAGAGCUUAAGUCGUAGUUUCUUUUCUUAUCUGUGCAAUUUCGACUAUUAGAGCUUAGUGAUUUGUCGAGAAUCAAUGUUUGUUUGAGUGUUUGAGCUCUUUAGUGACAUGGGCCUGUCUUGGUUUUGCAGCGUUGCAGGUGGUGUUGCUCGUAUGGAUUUAGUUGCAUUCACAUUCAGAUCGUGACAAAACUUUCUUGUCUCUUUAUUUUUAGGAACUAACAAAGCUGUCCAUUUAGUGGCAUAAAUGGCUCUUUCUUCGACAGUUCGAUUAGUAUCGACUGACGUUAUUUUUACCCAUUGUAAUCAUAUGUGUCUACUAUUUCAUCUGGCUGUGAUAUAAAAAAAAAGUAUGUUUGUGCAGAUUUUUCAUAUUUGUUUUAGACACGAACUCUAAUUAUUCCAUUGACCUUUUUUCUUAUUCGUUCUAUAAAAGACUAUAAAAGACGGAUGAUAUCUCUGUUUAAAAAUAAUGAAUAAAUAGCUGAAAUUUACCCGAUAUUGGGCCAAUGAACGAGCCCAAUAUAUGAAUUGCAAGUCCAUAAACUUAUUUCCAUCCACUGUGGGAUUUCAGUUUCCUUGUUCAUGUAUUAAACCUACACCGACGAUUUUGCAUACUAGAUGAACUAGGAAACUAACUUUCUACGUUAACCCUGUUGGCAUGCGAAGCUACAGUACUAAAAUCCCUAAAGCCCUGAUUCCCCAUUUAUUUCCUCUUCGCAACAUAAUUCUUGUGCAAGCAAUGGGUCUGCUCAUGAGCAUGAUCUCCGCCGCCGGUACCUUGCUCCGACCACCUUCGUCAUCAAUUGUUCUUACUGACUAUGCAAAGGCAAAAGCGCAGCAGGAUCCAGUUAUGCAGUAUGCACUCGAUACUAAGUUGCCAAGGUACGUAAUUAAGUUGAAUGACAUCUCUCUUUCAAUACAUAUACCAAUAAUGCAUAUCAAUGGAUAUUUCAACUAUGAUAUGAGAAUUAAUUAUAAGUGCGUCUCAUCAUGAAUUAGUCUUGAGGUUUUGUUUGAAGACGUGGAGGGUGGAUCAAGACGCUGGACACGACGUGAUUUUAUACGACUUGUUGGGAAUUUUGGCGUGCCCAAUGAGAUGACUAACUUUUAUGUCGACCGCAUAAACAAGAGAUCGCUCGCGGUUGAUGGACACUUGAAAAAGGUCAUCUUUCGGACCAACUUUGCGGUAAUAAUCCUUUUUCAUACGCUUGUUAAUCGUUGAAGGUGAUUAUUUUUUAUAUAUAUACUUACCCUGUGAUCGAGCACCAUAACCAGAUUCCAUGCGCGCACGUAAUGCAUGCAUGCAGGAAAUCGUGAUUCGAGAAGCUGAUAGGAAGACGGAUUACGGCACUUGCUUGAUUCGAGUAAGGGAGCAUCUGUCAAGCAUUCACUACUUAGCGGAAGGGAAAAUUGAUGCAACCAAAUGCAAGCUUGUAAGUAAAUAACCCUUUUAUAUAUAUAUAUAUAUAUAUAUAUAUAUAUAUAUAUAUAUAUAUAUGCACUACUUUAUCUACAAUUUCUCUUUGUUAACAUAAUAAUUACAUAUUGCAGUGGUGCAUCCCCUUAACAUAUAAGAAGCACGCAUCGGCGAUCGUGGUAAACGUGAAGGAGGGUUGUUUUGAAUAUGUGGACAGUGGACCUGCAGAUAGUAGAAAGACACUUGGGCGAAUGAAGGUGAUGUGCCGCAGAAUCGCGAAGGUCGCAGUUAUGUACAUCAAUUCCACGCUACAAGACGACGACGACGAAAAAAUAGACUCCUCCAAGUUCAACUGGAAAGCCCGGCGAGUCCCUCGCCAGCCUUCCGGCUCCGCGGCCUGUGCAGUUUACAGGCUGCGGUUCCUAGAAGAGUGGAACGGAGGAGGCAGGGAGGAUCUGUGGAGGUUCGACGGUUGGGACGACAAGUCUUGGCAUCAGAAGGAGAGGGUCAAGAUAUGUGCAUCCAUUUUGAACGACCACGACUCCAAUGCUAUUCUUCACCAGGUCAAACAAAGGGCGGCGACGGCGCGCGAGAAAAAUAUAUGCAGAAGAAGAAGAAGGAUGUUUGUUUAUACUAUGACGUCGUUUGGGGCCUUGUACUGUUUUGUUAUUUUUACGAGAUAUUCCAAGAGCUCGGAAUCUGAAUCUCAAAAUCCAUAGUGGAGAAACCAAAAAAAUAUAUAUUACGACUUUUGGGUAUAAGAGAUUCAAACCUCUUGAAUAGUACCUCUUAGAAGGGAGGGAAAGCUUAUGUUAGAGAUUUGGUAUAUAUAUGGGAUAAAACCCAUCAUGAACAUAUAUGGUCUAAUAAUAAAAUAAAAUUAUGGAAAUUGAAAAGUAUCACAUUUGAUUAAAUUGUCAUGUGAAAAUAAAUUGAUCUUAUGAAACUUUUGUGUAAUGCAAAUUGAUAAGAUUGUGAAUGCUUUGGGGUCGUUUGGAUGGAUCAAUCUAGAAAUGAGUCAAUUUUAUCAAUUGUUUCGUUUUAUAAACGAGGCAAUUAAAAACGAGUCAAUUCGAAUUACCUGCCCCCACCCCAGGUAAUUGAAAUUGACUCAAAACGAAUCAAUUUAAAAUAGUUCAGACAGAUUGAUCCAUCCAAAAAAAUUUCUGGCAAACGAGACAAUUUGGCACAAUUGUCUCGAAAUGAGACAAUUAUGACAAAUUAAUCAGUUACAAUUCCUCAUCCAAACGACCCCUAGAUAAUAGUCAUUUUAAUUAAUAGUAAAAGAAUUAAGUUAUGGAAAGUGUCAUGAAAACUUGGAAGUGUCCACGAAGGAUUUUUGUGUAGGAUGCAGUAUAGUGGGUUGCUUGAAAACUUGGAAGUGUCCACCAAGGUUUUGUGUGUAGGAUGCCGUACUACACGCAACUGCUUGAGCCUUGAAGUGUCCAAGCCAAUGCACAAUUGCUUGGAAGUGUCUAGGAAGGUUUUUGUGUGUAGGAUGCGGUAUUGUGGGUGUCGCCACUGAGGAUUACAGCCUUUGUGAAUAGUGACUUGGGAGAAGCGAGAAUUUCAUAUGCAACAGUAGUUCCACUUGCGGAAUAAUAAUAAUAAUAAUAAUAAUAAUAAUAAUAAUAAUAAUAAUAAUAAUAAUAAUAAUAAUAAUGGUGGGUACUUCGGCGCACUCACUUUUUUGGAUGCACUCAGUGCACCCAACUCUAAAAGUGUUCAUAGUACUUCAAAUUUUGAACUUUAAUUAGUACUCUCAAUCUAAUAUCAUGAUAUGACAUAGAAUCAUAACAAAUCAAUCUAUUACCCUAAGCCCUUAACCUUCAAUUUUGAAUCCCAACCCAAAAUCCCAAAUUGUAAACCUACACCCUAACCCUAAAUCCCCAAAUCCUAAAUCCUUCAAAUUAAAGUAAAUUUUGAAUGAUUUUUUUCAAAUUCAUGUGCUUCUUGUUCAUAAUAUCAUAAGCAACAAUUGAUACCGUUUUGACAUGAAUCGCAUGCUCAGAAUGACAAUUAUGAGGCGGGUGCACUGAGUGCAUCCAAAAAAGUGGGUGCACCGAAUACGCCACCAUAUAAUAAUUAUUAUUAUUAUUAUGAUAGUUAUUAUUAGAUGUAUUACGGGAGCGUAAUUGUUAUUAUUUUAAUAUUAUAUACAUUUAUUAGGGAUAGUACAUAUGACUAUAAGUUUCUAUUCGACCAAAUUGGAAAGAAUUGGUCGCUUGGUCGUCAAGUUAGGGGUGUCGAGUAGUUUAGUUUUGUUGCCGAUGAACUUUACCCGCUAUUGGGCCUAUGAACGAGCCCAAUAUAUGAAUCGCAAGUCCGUAAACUUAUUUGUAUAUUGAUUCCAUCCACUGUCAAAGAUUUUGAUAUUAUUUUCCCAUAAUUAAUUUGUGAAUGGAAAAAAAAAAUAUAUUAUGAUGUGAACUCAAUUCUUCCGCAAAUCAAUCUACAAUCAUUCUCUGCAUCAACGUUUUGCACCAAAUUAGGCAUAUUGAGUUCAUCAAUGAUAGAGUCGAGUAGCACUAGCAAGCAAAAUGAGUUCUUCAGCUAACCAACUAAUGCAAGGCCAACAACCAAAGAGAAAAGAGGAAAUCAUUUUCCCCGCCAUUAGCUAGAAUCAACAUUCAGGACAGAAUCUACGAAAUCACUUAGUCUCAAUAGAGACCAUAGUUAAAU
Molecule: messenger RNA, 5703 nt
Organism: Linum trigynum
Lineage: Eukaryota; Viridiplantae; Streptophyta; Magnoliopsida; Malpighiales; Linaceae
Source: the annotation of a GenBank genome assembly